Molecule: messenger RNA, 841 nt
Organism: Apis florea (little honeybee)
Lineage: Eukaryota; Metazoa; Arthropoda; Insecta; Hymenoptera; Apidae
Product: ADP/ATP translocase 3
Biological process (GO): mitochondrial ATP transmembrane transport; mitochondrial ADP transmembrane transport
Cellular component (GO): mitochondrial inner membrane
Molecular function (GO): ATP:ADP antiporter activity
Source: RefSeq, a predicted model, not a curated record
UUUAAUAUCAUUUAAUGGUGUUGUUGCCAAAAUAUCUUCAGCUGAUUUAUUUCCAUUCCACGUAUCAAUGGAGAACCGAGAUAAACAUACAACACAAUCUGAUUCUAAGAUUAAUGUUAAACUAUUGAAUGGACUAGAUACUCGGUUAUAUGUCGCAAUUGAUUUCGGAGCUUCUUUCAUUAUUUCCGGAAUUUUGGCAAUCAUAUUUAGAAGUAUGACUGCGCCGCUAGAAAGGAUUAAAUUGAUUUUACAAACACAGGCGAGUAGCUGUCAAAUAGGAAUUCAGAAACGAGCUCCAUAUACUGGUGUUUUAAAUGCAUUUAUUAGAAUACCUAAGGAACAAGGAUUCUUAUCUUUAUGGCGCGGAAAUCUCCUCAAUGUUUGUCGAUAUUUUCCAGCUCAAGCGAUUCAUUUUUCCUUUUAUAACAUAUAUUACGAAAUUUUUCGAAGAAUAAUUCCAUCGGGGACUUACAGUCACAUCAUUUUGCCAUUUUUGACCGGUGGUUCUGUCGGUGCCACUUCCACCAUGAUACUCUAUCCCCUUAAUUUCUGCAAUACACGAAUAAGCGUAGAUGUCGGCGAUGACAAGAUUAUUAAGAGGGAAUUUUUCAAUCUAAAAGAUUGCUUAACGAAAGUUUAUAAGAACGAUGGUUAUAGAGGUUUUUAUCAAGGAUCGUUCUACAUGGCGAUCGCGCACUCCUCGUACAGGUUUUAUAGUAGUAAUACUUAAGAAUAUUAAGUAAAAGUAUGUUAUUAAGUAAAACUAAAAUAAUACUUAACAAUAGUACUUAAUUUUAUUAUCAAUUGUGAAUUCAAAUAUAUUAAUAUGUUUAUUGAAUGA